UCAGCGAGGAAACUUCAAAAUCUAUUCGUCCAACUGUAACCUGAGGGUCCUCCCCCUGCUCUGCUGCUGAGAGCCAGCCUGAAACUGUGACUGUCGACAGCGGCACAUGUCAGGAGCAGGAGGAAGUCACCUCUGAGGCAGACCUUUAAUAAAACACACGACAGUUUAGUUUCUGUUAGCCGACAUCACCGUGAUGCCUCUCCGGGUCGCGCUGCAGGGUCCUGGGCCGUGGGGCUUCAGGCUGGUGGGGGGAAAGGAGUUCGACCAGCCGCUGACAAUUUCCCGGGUCACCCCCGGGAGCAAAGCUGCCCAGGCCAACCUGUGUAUGGGAGACAUGAUCUUGGCCAUCAACGGAGAACCGACGGAGGGCAUGACUCACUUGGAUGCACAGAACAAGAUCAAGGGGUGCAUAGACGAGUUGGUGCUCUCCAUAGACAGGUCAGAAACUAAACUGUGGUCGCCGCUGUCGUCUGAGGAAGGGAAGACACAUCCGUACAAGAUGAAUCUUGCAUCAGAGCCAAAGGAGGUGAAGCACAUAGGCUCGACCCACAACAGGAGCGCUCUGCCCUUCUCCAGUUUUGGCCCCAAAGUUGCGACCAACACGUACAACAACCCCUCUGGUCUCUACUCUUCAGAGAACAUCAAGGACUUCAACGCAGCCGUGGAUGUUGUUAAAAGCAGUGCUACAGCGAAUGAGCCCGACAACAAGGCUCCAUCAGAUCCAUCGCAGACAUGCAAGCGGACGCAUGUAGCAGCGGAUUCAGAGGUUUACAAGAUGCUGCAGGAGAACCAAGAGUCUGAUGAGCCUCCUCGGCAGUCGACUUCAUUCAAAGUGCUGGAGGAGAUCCUUCAGACAGUUGACCCUGAUAAACCGUCAGGCUUCAGGAGCGUCAAAGCACCCUCAAAUAAGAUUGCAUCAUCAGUGGGGAACACAGAGAAGUUACCCUCCUGCGACAAAUGUGGAUCUGGGAUUGUGGGGAUGGUGGUAAAGCUGAGGGACAAGUUCCGUCACCCCGAGUGCUACACCUGCACAGACUGCAACGUCAACCUAAAACGGCUGGGACAUUUCUUUGUGGAGGACAAGAUUUAUUGUGAGACGCACGCACGCGAGCGAGUGACCCCGCCCGAAGGCUACGACGUGGUCACCGUCUUCCCCAAGUAGAGCGCUCCCUGAGCUCAGCCUCGGACUGCAUGCCACUAUAGGACACCAUGACAUUACCCGACACAUGAUGACAUGUAACUCUUGCUCUCUCUCUCGCAGUACGCUUCAGUAUAGUCACGGUAGGCAGGACAGUAGAGAACUGCAUCUCUGAAAAUGUUGAUUUGCACAUUAACUUUGGCCUCUAUGAAAAGAAAAUUAACGAAUACUAUAAGAUGGCAUUUUUUUUGUUUCUCCUCCCCCCCAAAAAAUCCCCAAACAUUUUAAUGGCAGCCACUGUGUUUAAGUCAUACUUGUCUUUGUAUUUGAUGUUCUUUUGAAUCAUGGAAACAGCGAAAAACUUCAUUUCACCCCAAGACACAUGUUUUCUACAGUUUUAUUUUUAAAUAAAUAGACCUACUUUUAUGAA
Messenger RNA from Plectropomus leopardus (leopard coralgrouper), 1568 nucleotides. It is a transcript of the gene pdlim1, whose product is annotated as PDZ and LIM domain 1 (elfin). Lineage: Eukaryota; Metazoa; Chordata; Actinopteri; Perciformes; Serranidae. Gene Ontology annotation, molecular function: actin binding; muscle alpha-actinin binding. Gene Ontology annotation, biological process: muscle structure development; actin cytoskeleton organization; heart development. Gene Ontology annotation, cellular component: stress fiber; Z disc; filamentous actin. The record is from RefSeq and is a predicted model, not a curated record.